UCCACUCGGCGCUCUCCGUAGAGCAAACGCCCGGAGCACAGGAGAGAAUGCAGCCAACCGUGUCGUCCCCAGCUCCGCCCUCGCCGCUCCCCUCCUCCGCGCCACCGCCACGGCCGCCGCGCGUCGCCUGCCCCUUCCUCCGCCGCCGCGACCUCCUCAUUCUCCCCGCGGCGCUGUCCCUCCCGCUCGCCCCCGCGCCCACCUCGGCGCGCGGGCUGUUCCGCAUGCCCCCGCCGCGGCUGGCGAACCGCUACUUCCUGGUGCGCGCGGGGGAGUCCGUGUACGAGGGGCAGGGCCUCCUCCGCACCAACCCCGUCUGCAAGACCUCCGUCGACAGCGGCCUCUCCCCUGCGGGGCUCCGGCAGGCGGCCCGCGCCGCGCUCGAGCUUGGCCGCCUCGGCGCCUGCGAGGACGACUGCUGGAUAUGGCCGUCCAUCACGCAGCGCGCGUACCAGGCAGCCGAGAUCAUCGCUGCUGCCAACGGCGUCAACCGCAGCCACAUUGUGCCGGAGUACAGCUUCUUAGAUGCGCGCGGAUUGGGUGCGUUUGAGGGGAAGAGCCUGGACGCCUUGCCCGAGGUGUAUGCGUCAGAUAAUAUUUCUCCGGACAUGAAGCCCCCUCCUAUCAGUGAUGGUACUCCUAAUGAGAGCGUAGCAGAUGUAUUUGUUCGGGUGACACAGCUCAUGUCGAUACUCGAGACCCAAUACUCAGGGGAAACUGUUGUCAUUGUUUCACCAGAUUCUGACAACUUGUCGAUUCUUCAAGCUGGAUUAAUUGGGCUAGACUUCCGGAGGCACAGCAGCUUAUUUUUUCAGCCCGGUGAGGUCCGGCCAGUUGAUCCCACUAGCAUACCUGAAUAUAAGCAGCCUGCUUCUUCUGUUUUUAAAUGUACAAAUCCGCCAAGUUGUAAAUAAUUCGCUUCCUGUCACUACAGUUCAUAUUUUCUGUACAUGUAUGAAUAUCCCUAGGACGAAUGUCUUGUUGAUGGUUGUCUAUAAUAGCUGAAAGUAUGUUGUAUGUGUCACUACACGUCAGCUUGCAUUUGCAUGGUGCUUUAGUAUAGUGGGUCCAAAGUCCUUAGCGACGCAUUGCUAUAGUCAAUUACUGUAUUAACAAUACUUGUAUCUAAAGUGAAAUAGCGUUGACUCU
Molecule: messenger RNA, 1149 nt
Organism: Phragmites australis (common reed)
Lineage: Eukaryota; Viridiplantae; Streptophyta; Magnoliopsida; Poales; Poaceae
Exons: 4
Coding region: 48-914 (288 amino acids)
Source: RefSeq, a predicted model, not a curated record